This is a messenger RNA of Monodelphis domestica (gray short-tailed opossum), 6093 nucleotides long. RefSeq names its product ATP binding cassette subfamily B member 7 (gene ABCB7). The record is from RefSeq and is a predicted model, not a curated record. Gene Ontology annotation, cellular component: mitochondrial inner membrane. NCBI's taxonomy places the organism in Eukaryota, Metazoa, Chordata, Mammalia, Didelphimorphia, Didelphidae. Gene Ontology annotation, molecular function: ATP hydrolysis activity; ATP binding; ABC-type transporter activity. Gene Ontology annotation, biological process: transmembrane transport; intracellular iron ion homeostasis.
GUGCGCGCGCGCCCACCGGCCCGCUGGCCGGUCAACUACGGGGUUCGGUAGCAACUAAGGGAGACGCAGCCUAGGUAACUAAGGUAGUUAAGGUAGCUGAGGGGCGGGGACGCGACUCACUCCGUCACAAUCCCACAAUUCUUAGCGUGGCCGCCGCUCUCCCCGCUCAAGAUGGCGCGCCUGGUGUUAUGUCCCCCUACUGUUGUUGCUGCUUUUCAAAAGCAGCGGCUUUCGGCCGCCCUGCUGCGGCCGCUGGUCUCUAACCACGGCUCCGACUUCAGCGUGACCUGGUCGCGGAGGGUUGGCGGUUCAGCGGGCGGCUCGGGGAGCCGCCGAGCCUAUCAGAUUUCUGACCCAUUCAGACAAACCUCAUGGAAGCAUUUUGGGGCACACCAUUCAAGACAGUUACUUGAGAUUACAAAGGGAUGCCAGACGUGGCCAUUGGUAGAAAAGAGGACGUGUUGGCACGGUCAUGCAGGAGGAGGACUGCAUUCAGACCCAAAGGAAGGGCUAAAAGAUGUAGAUACUCAGAAAAUCCUAAAAGUAAUGCUUUCAUACGUGUGGCCAAAGGAUAGACCGGAUCUUCGAGCUCGAGUUGCCAUUUCUCUUGGCUUAUUAGGAAGUGCAAAGGCCAUGAAUAUAGUAGUUCCCUUCAUGUUUAAAUAUGCAGUCGACAACCUCAACCAGGUGUCAGGAGACAUAUUAAACUUGACUGAUGCACCAAAUACAGUAGCAACCAUGGCAACAGCAGUUCUGAUUGGCUAUGGUGUAUCAAGAGCUGGUGCUGCCCUUUUUAAUGAAGUUCGCAAUGCAGUAUUUGGUAAAGUGGCCCAAAAUUCCAUCCGCAGAAUAGCCAGGAAUGUCUUUCUCCACCUUCACAACCUGGAUCUGAGUUUCCACCUGAGCAGACAGACAGGAGCUCUGUCAAAGGCUAUCGACAGAGGAACAAGGGGUAUCAGUUUUGUCCUGAGCGCUUUAGUAUUUAAUCUUCUUCCCAUCAUGUUCGAAGUGACCCUUGUCAGUGGCAUUUUGUAUUACAAAUGCGGUGCCCAGUUCGCGCUUGUCACCUUAGGCACAUUGAGUGCAUACACAGCUUACACAAUUGGAGUCACACGCUGGAGAACUAAAUUUAGAAUAGAAAUGAACAAGGCAGAUAAUGAUGCAGGUAAUGCUGCCAUAGACUCUCUGCUGAACUAUGAAACUGUGAAGUAUUUUAAUAAUGAGAAGUAUGAAGCCCAGAGAUAUGAUGGAUUUUUGAAGUCUUAUGAGGCAGCCUCGCUGAAGAGCACUUCUACCCUGGCUAUGCUCAACUUUGGACAAAAUGCUAUUUUCAGUAUCGGCCUAACAGCAAUAAUGGUUCUUGCCAGUCAGGGAAUUAUGGCAGGCACCCUUACUGUUGGAGAUCUUGUCAUGGUGAAUGGGCUGCUUUUUCAGCUUUCCCUGCCUCUGAACUUUCUGGGCACUGUAUACCGAGAGACUAGACAAGCACUCAUCGAUAUGAACACUUUGUUUACACUACUCAAGGUAGACACACAAAUUAAAGACAAAGCAACGGCACUUCCCCUGCAGAUUACACCCCAGACUGCUUCGGUGGCUUUUGAUAAUGUACAUUUUGAAUACAUUGCGGGGCAGAAAGUCCUGAACGGAGUAUCAUUUGAAGUCCCUGCGGGAAAGAAAGUGGCCAUUGUAGGAGGUAGUGGGUCAGGGAAAAGCACAAUAGUAAGAUUACUAUUUCGCUUUUUUGAGCCCCAGAGUGGUGGCAUUUAUAUUGCCGGUCAGAACAUACAAGAUGUCAGCCUGGAGAGCCUAAGGAAAUCUGUGGGAGUGGUGCCUCAGGAUGCUGUUCUCUUCCAUAACACCAUCUAUUACAAUCUCCUGUAUGGAAACAUGAAUGCUUCAGCUGAGGAGGUUUACACAGUAGCAAAAUUGGCUGGGAUCCAUGAUGCUAUUAUUCGGAUGCCUCAUGGAUAUAGCACACAAGUUGGGGAACGAGGACUCAAGCUUUCUGGAGGAGAAAAGCAGCGGAUAGCGAUCGCCAGAGCCAUUUUGAAGGACCCCCCUGUCAUUCUCUAUGAUGAGGCUACAUCAUCAUUAGACUCAAUCACUGAAGAGAAUAUCCUCAAUGCCAUGAGGGACAUGGUGAAACACAGAACAUCUAUUUUCAUUGCACACAGAUUAUCAACAGUGAUUGAUGCAGAUGAAAUCAUUGUCCUGGAUCAGGGUAAAAUUGUUGAGCGGGGAACCCACAAUAGUCUCCUCUCUAACCUUGGCAGCAUCUAUUCAGAAAUGUGGCAUGCUCAGAGCAACCCUCUGUCCAAUAAUAAUACCAAUUGGGAAGGGAAGAAAGAGCAUCUCUCCAAAGAGGAAGAAAGGAAGAAGCUCCAAGAAGAAAUUAUCAACAGUGUCAAAGGCUGUGGAAACUGUUCCUGUUAAACUCUGCAAGGCAUUUCAAUUGUUUCCUUUAAAAACAAGCAAAAAAAACUACAAGUGACAUAUUUGCACUGAAGCAGAAUUCCUGAUUUAUUUAAAAACAAAAUCAGAAAAUCUGACAUUCCCCUCCUAUAAAAUUCUUCUCUAAGGUAUUGAUUCUUUGGCCAAAGGAGUUUCUUUCUCAGUCCAUCUCUGGAUUCUCCUUCCUUCCUCUCUCUGCACUUUCCUUUCCCUUCUCCCCUCCUCCCACACCCCACUUUCUUCUCUAGUAUCCUUUUAUUCCAACAUUUACAUCUGGGACAGAAAGCACCCCCAACCACCCCCAGGAUUUUUCAGUCAUUUGAAUGGCCACAUCAGAACUGGGCUAAGUGGAAUUUGCUUUUCUCUUAUUUUCUUGACUCGUGUAACUUUCCCCCACUGAUUGAUUUGUUAAGGUGUUCAUCUCCACACCCCACUAAGUCAUGUGGGUUUACGCAUGUGGGAGAAUAUGUAAAAUUCCUUUAUACUAACAAGUUAAUGGAAAACUGCUUCUAUCCUUAAAGAAAAGACAAAAAAAAACAGAAAAAAGGAAAGAAAAUGUCUUAUAGUUGCAAGAUUAAUACUCACCUGUCUUCUUGAAAUAUAGCAUUGAUCUGAAAACUAAUUAAUAAGCACAUUCAGAUCCACAGAUUUCCAGGCCUGCUUUCUAGGUCAACUGUGCUAUUCGAUAAACACCUACCUACCUUAUGUUGUUUCAAGUAUUUUGGCGGAGAAACUCCCUUGAGCCCAUGUUGGCAAGGAAGAUGUUCUGCUGGCUGAAACGAGGCCCUAGGCUGAAAUGCAUGAUUUUGGCAGGUGGACAGGUGAUGCUUAGAGCUCUCAGCAUAAUUUGAAAGUAACCCUUCAGAUAUAAGGAAACUCAAAUGUCCUUUCUCUUAAUGUUCUCUUCUUUUACCAUCUAAAAUUAUGCAAGGGGAAGAUGAGGUUUUUGAGUAAAGCAACUUCUAUUUAAAAGUCAUAAAGGACUCUUAGGACCCCGAGGAGGAUUAAGUGAGGAGCAGAGAUCACUGAUCUCAGAUGACACUUGAGAUUCUAGGUAGGGGCUUCCCUGGUGGCCCAGCAAUAGGAUAUGGCCACAUUUUACCUCAUAGGAAGAAGGAGACCCGAAACAGUAAUCAGGAACAGUUAGCAGAGCACUGUGAUACUUCUGUCAGCUGGUGACCGGCCUCUCCCUUCUAAUGUGCACUUCUUUUUUGUCAUGGCUGGUCUUCAUUUUAAACAACUUUUUGAGCUCUGGUAGUGUGGAAGAAUUCACGUAGAGCUAGAUUAUAAUAAGAGACUAUUUUAAUGAUUAUUUUGAGGUUUAAUGUGCUUUGGGUAACAGAAGAUAUGGGAGGGCAUAUGGGUUUAUUUAUGUGUAUCAAAUCAGAUGAUAGGUACCUGGAUCUUACCUAACUCAGGUAUCCAGUUUUAUUACAUAAAAGCAAGUCUAGAUAGGUGAGUAACUUGAAGCCAGUACUUGAAGGGAUGUAGUCUCUGACCCCAGAAUAUAUGAAGCAGGAACCAGCUGCCAGAUAUUAUUCAGACAUUGCAGCCUCCAGCAUUAUUGAUAAGUUAAGGAACAAAAUCACGAUUUUCUCUAAGUAAAUCAGUCAUAUUAUUGGAGAUGGGGUAAAGAGUUCCAUGUUACUUUUCUUCCCUUGUCCCUCCUUUCCAGGUAUUUUCUUUAUCAGAGAUGAAAAGGAAGUAGCAUGUACUGUCCCUUGGCUCAGAAGUCAGGCGGCCUGGGUUCAGAUCUUUCUUCUGAAUCCUACUACCUAGGAGACCUUUGGCAAGUGACUACCUCCCUGGGCCUCAGUUUUCUCCUCUGUAAAAUGAGGGUUGGGGACUACAUGAUGGGCUCUGAGAUCCCUUCUUCCCCUAAGUCGAUGGUCCUAUAAAGAUCAAACUUUAGUUGAAUAAUCAAGAAAGUAGGAAUAAAGUAGUCCUUCUACAACACACACACACAUAUGUUUUACAAGUAAGAGCUCUCAGUAUACAAAUAGGAUACCUGGUUAAGGAAGGGCUCAGCUCCAAGUGUUCCUGAGUUGUUCUGGUCAGAAUGCUGGGCCUUUUCAUUGAGAGGUGAGGCAGAAACUUCAAUGGUCUGAAAAACCUGGUUGUCCCGGGGUCAGAACCAUGACUUGGAAGAAAAUGUCUUUUCUCUUAGAAUCAUAGGAUGUUAGAAUUGUAAGAGACCUUCUGCACAAUCUGAAGAAACCUCUUCUUUUUGCAGACGUAUCACAGUGGCUACUUUGGAUUCUAGAACGUUCUAAGCCUGAGGGCCCUUAAAGAUCUACCAGAUCCAACCCCCUCAUUGUUUUCCCAAUGAGAACAUUGCAGUCCCUCAGAGUUCAUUCAGUCUGUAAUUGGCCUUCCAGGGGACCUGAUUCCCGGGUUCUCAGUUCCUAGUGCAGUCUCCAUUCUGCCUCCCUUAUUGUCCCUCUGGGGAAUUGGCAAGGACAGUGACAGAGAGGCCACACUUCAACUCAGUUGGUAAUUGUGGGGGUUCAGCGUGAUAGCAUUAAAGCCCUGGCCAAGAUAACGUGAAAAGAGAGCUUCUUUGGACGAUCCAAUCAGAGUAAAGGGCCAAAGGAAAGGGCACUUGAUCCAGAAAGAAGCCAGUUUACAUUGUAAUAUAUAAGCAAGCAAAAGGACUGUGUAGAGGGGGGGCUGUCUCCAAGUCAGGGCCACAGAAGAAAAUGCUUUUUGCCGAUUGCUCUAAAUAUUCUGCAGCCUUGGAAACUGGAAUUUGAAUGAAAAGGAAGGCUCACUUGGGAUCAUCUCCAAUAUAUCUCCAGGACAAUCCCCUUCCAUCCCUGGGAGUCCUAGUUUCCGACUGGACUGACUCUGCAAGAGUUCUAUAUUGUAAAGAAUGGUCUGCACACCUUCCUGAUAAUGGGUGAGUCAGUGAGCUCAUUUGGAAAAACUUGAACAGCUCAAACGUAAGAGGAGUCACCUGCGAAAACCAGAUCAGAGGGCUAGAAUUGCAAAAGCAAGCCUUGGCCUUUGUGCCUCAAGGAUAUGAAUUGGAAAAAAUGUCUUCUCUUCUCCUGUGGAGGGAUUCACACUUUUUUCUAUACCUUCAGAUAAAGCUUUUGUAUUUUCUUUCUUUCUGUCUGUCUGUUGACAGAACCCAAUUUUCAAGGAUGGCCAUCCUCAAAGUACAGCAUGCUUUCAAAAGCAAGAGUGUAUUAUCCAUCCAUAGGUUCGACAGUUGCUGUGUUUGGGGAACAACUUGCCCAAACUUUGCCGGCUUUUCGUAUGUUCUUCUUCCUGCUCUCCCAAUUGUCAACAUAUCAUUUACUGAGCAGCGAUUCUUGCAGUACCAGUUUAAUUCCAUUUGUUUUCCAUCUUUUAUCUCAGGAUUAUCUAUUAUGAAUUCAUAAUUGUAAGGUUUUAACCUGUGUUGAAAAUUCCUGAAAUUUUUCCCCCAAAAAAAGGUCCCUUCCCUUCUCUUUCCAAUUCCAGUAUGGAGAAGUGAAUGUAAACUGUACAGUAAAUAACAGUAUUAAGCCAAAGAAGCUGGCUAAGACUGGUUGGUUAAAAAAAACCUAGGGAAACCCUUUAUUACAGUUUUAUUGUUUAUGAUAAUCUGUGUAGAUAAUCAUCACUAAAUAAAUGACAUAUCUUUCUGAAUAGAAA